GGGCAUCACAAUCGAGAGAAAACUCUGAUUCUUAUGAUUCUACAGAGUAGUACUCGACUUGCUGCACUUGCCUACUCCGUUUGCGCUCGCAUCCAAGACAAGAGUGCCAAUCGUUCUUCUGGUAUUCAUUUUCACUCAACCCUUCCUCUACACUGCACUCCAAGGUUAACUGUUUGUGAUGGAGGACGGGGAUACCAUUCUGGAUGCCAUAUUCGAGGGGGACAACUUAGAUGAUUUGGAUGACGACGUUGACAUGGUUGAUGUUGAAGAAGGAGAGUUAGUGGAGCCUGAAACCCAAAAUGAUUUGGAACAAAGCAGUGCUGGAGAUAUCAAUGAAGCAAAUCAAGAACCUCAGAGUAAAAACCGCAAGCGUAGAGCUAACAAGAAGAAGAAUAAGAAGAAGAGGAAGGGUUCGGUAUCUAACGCCAUGGACAUAGACAGAUUUGUGUUAGAUACUUGUCGACGGCUUAAAGAGAAAAAGACAUACAUGGUAUACACUGCUGUAGGUUGCCUUGGGGUCUCUGCAUUAAGCGAUCUCAUCAAAGAGGUGGAUGCAAUACAGGUUUGUGGAGGCCAGAAAACUGCUGAUGGUAGACGAUUCCGGAAUGGGGGUGGCAUAUUGUGGAGCAUCUUAAAAGUUAGGGAACCAAAUGUCUACAAAGAGAUAAUGAAAAAGGCAAGGGAGUUUGAGAAACAAUUCAGGCAGCCUAAUGUGAAGCAACGACCUGUGCUGAAGAAAGAGGAUUCUUUUCAAGGAGUGCCCUUUUCAUUUUCUGGCAGGGAUAAAGACAAUGUUUCGGACAGUGGUAUUCUUGCAUCCCAAAUUCCAAAUCAACAUGAACCAGCAACUUCUGAAGAAAAACCUGUCUCUGUUCAUGAUAGGUUAAGGGUACCGGUAUCAUAUGAUGACGAUCUGCUUGGACAUAAUCCAAACAAUGAAGCAACCUGACUCUGGAAGUAAAGUGGCCUUAUCACUUGACAAGUUUUUCUUCCCUCUUGGAUGGAGGUUUACCGAUAUACCACAUUCCCCUUCUUUUCCAUUUCGUUCUCCCCGUACUUCUCGUUUUUAUUUUUUCGCUUUUGUGAAACGAGAUCUCGGUUGGAGCUUUGUUUCAUUUUGAUUUUUUAUUGCUGAAGGAAAUCUGGCAUUUUUGUUUGAAAGAGGUCUUGAUUUAAUUUGCCUUUCUGCUUUCUAAUGUAGUUAUGAGGACAAAAAUAAAAAACAAGAACCUAAAAAUGGAAAGAAAGAAAAAGGAUAUUUACUGGUGGAUGUGUUGU
Molecule: messenger RNA, 1278 nt
Organism: Cajanus cajan (pigeon pea)
Lineage: Eukaryota; Viridiplantae; Streptophyta; Magnoliopsida; Fabales; Fabaceae
Product: phosphorylated adapter RNA export-like protein
Biological process (GO): snRNA export from nucleus
Source: RefSeq, a predicted model, not a curated record